AAUAAACGUGUGUUUUAUCGAUGAUAUUUGGUUUGCUUGUUUAACCAAAAGUAACAAUAUGCUCAUGCUUGGCGUGGUCAUAGCGGUAGUUGGUAGUGUUUCAAUGUUUAAUCUGGAAACGCGUCAGAUCUUAGAUAAACACGGCCUACCGGGUUCAUACUUUGGUUAUUCAGUUGCUGGGCAUAGUCAACGUGGUACUGGAAACAUAACAAAAUGGAUCCUCGUAGGAGCUCCUCUAGGUCAAAACGUACAACCAGCAUCAAACCGCUCUGGUGCUCUGUUUCGAUGUCCUAUCACAGUAGCACAUAACGAUUGCGUACAAGUUGUUACAGAUGGCUACAGAACUUCUUCCGGAAGGUAUGAACAGUUUCCAAUAUACGAGUCCAAAAGACAGUCAGAUGAUAUAGACGAUGAAAAUAACAAUGACGGUUUCUUGCCGGAGCAACGCCUGGAACCUCCAGGACUAGAUGAAAUCAAAACCAACCAGUGGCUCGGAGUUACUGUGGAAACGGGGGGUAAAGAAAACAAGUUGAAGUAUGCCGCGGACGUUCCAUUGAACGUGAGCAUCAACAAUAUGCAUUCUGUCAGUCAGGAACAUCUGGUGCUGUUCUGGCAGAUGGCACCGCCCUGA
Molecule: messenger RNA, 631 nt
Organism: Anopheles cruzii
Lineage: Eukaryota; Metazoa; Arthropoda; Insecta; Diptera; Culicidae
Product: integrin alpha-PS1-like
Exons: 5
Coding region: 59-631 (190 amino acids)
Biological process (GO): integrin-mediated signaling pathway; cell-matrix adhesion; cell adhesion mediated by integrin
Cellular component (GO): external side of plasma membrane; integrin complex
Molecular function (GO): integrin binding
Source: RefSeq, a predicted model, not a curated record